UAGGCUUUUGCAUCUACUGAAGGCAGAAGCUAGAGAAAGAAAGAGAAGAGAGGGAUGGCAGCUCUUGUUCAGAUACAAGAGACUCCAACAUGGAAGAAGCUCUUAGGUUAUGUAGGUCCUGGAUUUCUAGUUUCUGUGGCUUACCUCGACCCUGGAAACUUGCAGACGGAUUUACAAGCCGGAGCUGACCACAAAUUUGAGCUCUUGUGGAUCGUUCUUGUUGGGCUGACCUUCGCCUUGAUGAUUCAAUCUCGCUCAGCAAACCUAGGAGUUGUCACAGGGAAACAUUUAUCUGAGCACUGUAAGGCUGAAUACCCAAAGAAGGUGAAUUACUGCCUCUGGAUCCUCGCCGAGAUUGCGAUCAUCACCUCUGACAUCCCUGAAGUGAUAGGCACAGCCUUUGCUCUAAACCUACUUCUCAAAGUGCCCAUCUGGGCUGGGGUGCUCCUUGCCGGACUAAGCACUCUUCUUCUCCUAGGCCUACAAAAAUAUGGUAUAAGGAAGCUGGAAAUGGCAAUAGGUGUUCUCUUAAUGGUGGUGGGAACUUGUUUCCUGGGAGUGAUGGUACAUGCCAAGCCCGAUGCAGGAGAGAUCGCCAUUGGUAUGUUUGUCCCCAAAUUGAAGGGUCAUAAAGCCACCCGAGAUGCAGUUGCGCUGUUGGGAGCUCUCAUCAUGCCGCAUAAUCUCUUUCUUCAUUCGGCCUUAGUAAUCUCAAGGAAAGUCCCUCAUUCCUUCCACGGCAUCAAUAGUGCUUGCAAGCACUUCUUGAUAGAAAGUGGGGUAGCCUUGUUCGUCGCAUUUCUGAUCAAUGUGGCCGUAGUCUCAGCCAGUGGUAGCGUCUGUUCAGAUCCUGAACUGUCUUUCAAUAACAAAGCCCACUGCAAUAACAUUACCCUCGAUUCCGCAGCUUUCUUGUUCAAGAAUGCACUUGGGAAUUGGGCUUCAAAACUAUACGCCCUGUCAUUGCUUGCUUCAGGUCAGAGUUCCACCGUCACAGGAACCUAUGCGGGCCAGUAUGUUAUGGAGGGAUUUUUGGAUCUAAAGAUGGAGCUUUGGUUAAGAAACCUGCUUACUCGAUGUAUUGCAAUUGUGCCAAGCCUAGUAGUUUCCAUUGUUGGUGGCUCUUCUGGAGCAGGGACGCUAAUUAUCUUUGCUUCGUUGAUCUUAUCAUUUGAGUUACCCUUUGCUUUGAUUCCACUCCUUCGGUUCACUAGCAGCAAAACCAAGAUGGGUCACCACAAGAGCUCUCUCAUGGUAACAGUAGCUUCAUGGCUCUUAGGGGUGUGUUCGAUUGGGAUCAACCUAUACUUCUUAGGUGCAAGUGUGAUGGGUUGGAUGACAAGCAAGCAAAUGAACAAUGUGGGUUCCUUCUUCACAGGAGUUCUGAUAUUCCCUAUAAUGAUGGCUUAUAUGGCAUUGUUGGCCUACUUGACAUUAAGAAGGGAGACUGCUCCGGCAGAGUCUCCACGAUGGGCGACAUACACAGUUGGGACUAAUGAAAUUGAAAUACAGAGUGGAAGCAGCCCCAAAAUGGUUGAGGAAGUGGAGGUGGAUGAUAUUGUUUCUACAUAAAAGUCAUAAACCAUUACCUAGGUUGUUCAUCCAAAUGGAAGAAGAGGUCGGUCAUGCUCUUCUGGGUUUCAUUUCCUUACAUUUAUUCCUUUUUUAGGAUUCCCUUUCCAUUGUAAUUAUUUGGUUUUCAUGAAGUGGAGUUUCUCUAUCCAA
Macadamia integrifolia is the source of this 1725-nucleotide messenger RNA. RefSeq names its product metal transporter Nramp5-like. Bases 55 to 1572 code for a protein of 505 amino acids. The transcript has 12 exons. Gene Ontology annotation, molecular function: cadmium ion transmembrane transporter activity; manganese ion transmembrane transporter activity. Gene Ontology annotation, cellular component: membrane. The record is from RefSeq and is a predicted model, not a curated record. Lineage: Eukaryota; Viridiplantae; Streptophyta; Magnoliopsida; Proteales; Proteaceae. Gene Ontology annotation, biological process: metal ion transport.